UGAGUCUUGUCCGGUGCUUGCCCUCGUUAGAAGGACUUGCACUGGGCUGAGACCCUCCAGCAGCCUCGUGGACGCCUGCUUCCCGGAGCCUGGCGCGCGGCCCCGCAGCGUGCGCGCAGCCCUAGCCCCCGCGCCAGGUGUGCGCCGCGCCAGGAGCGCAGCGGAGCGCAGGCGGCCCCCAGACCCCGCGGUCCCGGGCACGGGGGCGGGCUGGGGGUCUCCGCCGUCAGCGCCCCGCCACCCGCUCGCUCCCGCGCACCUCCCACCCCGCCCCCACUCACCGGCUCAGCCCCCGGGAGCGCCGAGCAGGACGCGUGUUGCUUCGCCCAGCGAUCGGCAGAAGUUGGGAGAGUUGCCGUCCGCCUCCCGCCUGCCGGACUUCGGAGCCGCUGCCUCUGCCGGCGAGCCCGCGGGGCCGCCUCCCUCCCUCCCGCCCAGCCCGCCGCGCAGGGGAGAGGGGCGCGGAGGGGGUCGUGAGCGCGACCAGAACUUGCAAGUGUGCGAAGGGAUGCGAGGCAGAUGAAGAGCGAGGAAACGUGAACAAAGUGGCGACCGCAGGAGGGACUCCACAGAGCUCGAUUGUCGCGGAGGACGCUCCGGGAGAGGGGCUGGCUGGGAUUUUUUCCCCCCUCCUCUUGCAUUCUUAGGCUCUCUUUUAAAGCCACAUCAGCCGUCUCUCGUUCUUUACUAUCUCGAAUCCCCAAACCCUUGUUGGCUCUUAUGGGCAUGAAACACUCCUCCCGCUGCCUGCUCCUCCGGAGGAAAAUGGCGGAGAAUGCAGUCGAAAGCACCGAGGUGAGCAGCGCCCCCCCUCAGCCCCCUCAGCCUGUCAUUCCAGCCAAGCCUGUGCAAUGUGUCCACCAUGUAUCCACACAGCCCAGCUGCCCUGGACGGGGCAAGAUGUCCAAGCUGCUGAACCCCGAGGAGAUGACAUCGAGAGAUUACUAUUUCGACUCAUACGCUCACUUUGGGAUCCACGAGGUAACGCACCCAGGCUGGGGACCAGUGGGACAGGUGUAGCCCUGUAAUUUUGUUCUUGUUUGUAGAGGUGGCAGAGCAGGUAUGGCCAACUCUCUACCAACACAAAGUGCCCCUGAACUUUCUCUCCAUCCCGCGGGUCCCUUUGGGACAGUUGUGGUUAAGACGGGGCCUGGAGCAGACGCCCCCAAUGCUGUCAGUGUUGUCUGCUGCUUGCCACGUGGUGGGUAUGGCUCCAGUCAUGUCAUCUGCGUAUCUGUUGUACUCCAUCCUGCGAACCUCGUGAAGAAGACGUCCCCAUCGUCCGUAAACGUAAACGGAGGGAAGUGGUGAGGAAAUGUUGAAAGACGAGGUGAGGACACUCACGUACCGGAACUCCAUGUACCAUAAUAAGCAUGUGUUCAAGGACAAAGUGGUACUGGAUGUUGGGAGUGGCACAGGGAUCCUUUCCAUGUUUGCCGCCAAAGCAGGGGCCAAGAAGGUGUUUGGGAUUGAAUGUUCCAGUAUUUCUGACUACUCGGAGAAGAUCAUUAAGGCCAAUCACCUGGACAAUGUCAUCACCAUAUUUAAGGGCAAAGUGGAGGAGGUGGAGCUGCCUGUGGAGAAGGUGGACAUCAUCAUCAGCGAGUGGAUGGGCUACUGUCUGUUCUACGAGUCCAUGCUCAACACCGUGAUCUUUGCCAGGGACAAGUGGUUGAAACCUGGAGGGCUUAUGUUUCCAGACCGGGCAGCUUUGUACGUGGUAGCAAUCGAAGACAGACAGUACAAGGACUUCAAAAUCCACUGGUGGGAGAAUGUCUAUGGCUUUGACAUGACCUGCAUCCGGGAUGUUGCCAUGAAGGAGCCCCUGGUGGACAUCGUGGACCCAAAGCAAGUGGUGACCAAUGCCUGUUUAAUAAAGGAAGUGGACAUUUACACUGUGAAGACGGAAGAGCUGUCCUUCACGUCUGCCUUCUGCCUGCAGAUCCAGCGCAACGACUAUGUCCAUGCCCUCGUCACCUAUUUUAAUAUUGAAUUUACCAAGUGCCACAAGAAAAUGGGUUUUUCUACAGCCCCUGAUGCCCCCUACACCCACUGGAAGCAGACUGUCUUCUACUUAGAAGACUACCUCACUGUCCGGAGAGGGGAGGAAAUCUACGGGACCAUAUCCAUGAAGCCAAAUGCCAAAAAUGUGCGAGACCUCGAUUUCACAGUAGACUUGGAUUUUAAGGGACAGCUGUGUGAAACAUCUGUAUCUAAUGACUACAAAAUGCGUUAGCAUACGUGGGAAGCUGCGGAGAGCGAGCAAGAAGAGGCACUCACUUCAGUCUGCCACGCUGCCCCAAGGAAUACUGUUAGGAGGACCACACCAACCAGAGCUUUCCACUCUGCCUUGAAGAUUGGCGAACUUGCCCAGGGCUCUCCUGGGCCCCCGCCAUCACAGGGAGCCUCCAGGUCCUCUGCUCUGCCCCUGGAGCCCUUCACAAAGGCUUUGUUGUUGCCUUCCGUGCUAUGGCUGGGGCUCUGAGGAUGGAAGCAUACCCAUGUGCCCCCAUUGUUCUCCUAAACUGACUCUCUGGAUCUUUCAAGUUUUGCAUGCUGCAGACAUCUAGGACAGGUUACUUCCGCUAGAACCUGGAGACAUAGUGUCUUUGAUAGCAUAAGCCAGAUUUUCUGUCUGUGUGGUGGUUUGUGUGAGAGUGUAUGUGUGUGCGUGUGCCAGUGUGUGUGUGUACAGCAUAUAUAUUAAUUUACUUGCCCACCAACAUCUGUAUAUGCAUGCAUAUACAACUAAGUGGGCAUAGUUGGGUGUUCAUUCUGAGGGUGUGUGUGUGUGUGUGUGUGUGUGUGUGUGUGUGUGGUGAGUAUGUGUGCCUAGAAUCUAUAUUACUCUCAGAGGAGGUUCUGUUGCUUUUGAAUAGGAAUUUGUUUCGUGAUUAGUUUUCCCCAUCCUGAUCCCGUAACAGAUGUUACACAGCUAUGAAACAUUCUGUGGACUAGCUCUGGUCUCGUUCUGACUAGACUGUGGCUCUGAAUCCUGAGCACAGUACCACGGGCUCUGUCGGCGCUCAAUAAACACACAUGAGAAAGAA
Mus musculus (house mouse) is the source of this 3050-nucleotide messenger RNA. It is a transcript of the gene Prmt8, whose product is annotated as protein arginine N-methyltransferase 8. The transcript is spliced from 11 exons. Bases 1316 to 2236 code for a protein of 306 amino acids. The record is from RefSeq and is a predicted model, not a curated record. Gene Ontology annotation, cellular component: cytoplasmic side of plasma membrane; plasma membrane. NCBI's taxonomy places the organism in Eukaryota, Metazoa, Chordata, Mammalia, Rodentia, Muridae. Gene Ontology annotation, molecular function: protein-arginine omega-N monomethyltransferase activity; S-adenosylmethionine-dependent methyltransferase activity; histone H4 methyltransferase activity.